AUGAGGACCCUCGCCCUCCUCGCUGCCAUUCUCCUGCUGGCCCUCCAGGCCCAGGCUGACCCACUCAGACAAGCGGAUGAUGAGGCUCCAGCCCAGGACGAGCCUGAAACAGGGGACCAGGACAUGGCAGUCUCCUUUGCAGGAGAUGAGCGCUCAGUCCAAGAGGCUUCAGGCCUAAAGAAGACCACUACCUGCUACUGCAGAAGUGUACGGUGUUUUCGCUUUGAACGUCUUUUGGGGAGAUGCACCAUCCAGGGAGUUGUCUCCUUGUUUUGCUGCCGUUGA
Loxodonta africana (African savanna elephant) is the source of this 285-nucleotide messenger RNA. RefSeq names its product neutrophil defensin 6-like. NCBI's taxonomy places the organism in Eukaryota, Metazoa, Chordata, Mammalia, Proboscidea, Elephantidae. Bases 1 to 285 code for a protein of 94 amino acids. Gene Ontology annotation, biological process: disruption of plasma membrane integrity in another organism; antibacterial humoral response; defense response to Gram-positive bacterium. Gene Ontology annotation, cellular component: extracellular region; extracellular matrix. The transcript has 2 exons. The record is from RefSeq and is a predicted model, not a curated record.